This is a messenger RNA of Mesocricetus auratus (golden hamster), 3665 nucleotides long. Its product is annotated as wiskott-Aldrich syndrome protein homolog 1-like. The transcript has 2 exons. Lineage: Eukaryota; Metazoa; Chordata; Mammalia; Rodentia; Cricetidae. The coding region runs from base 210 to 800 and encodes 196 amino acids. The record is from RefSeq and is a predicted model, not a curated record.
GGCCGCAUGAAUGAGCCGCCGCACGAGUACUACGCGCGCCUAUAAAAGCGGCGGCGCCCGCCGGACUGCGGGAGGGAAGCCGGCACCGGCGCGACGCGGCCCGCCAGCGCGGUGACUCAGCCUAGAUGGCCCCGAUUGACUGAGCCAGGGCGCCCACGACAGACAGACGCACGCCUCGGCCUGCGACUCUCUUGGAGCCCCCGCCCCGCAUGCUGCCCAGACACCCCUUCCCAGUCCGGUCCCGUCCCUUCGGGCUGUCCCACUGCGCCCAGGACUUCCCGCCUCUGCGAGCGGAGCUGUCCUCUCAGGACCAGGCGGGGGCGGGGCUUCGGCCAGGUCGCCCCGCUCCACCCCCACCGCCACCCCACUGCCGGAAGUGCCUCCCCGCUGGGACAUCUUUGACGUCACAGGACUCUGACGUCAACGGUCGCGUGCCUGCCCGCGCGCGCUUGGGCGGCGGGGGACGUGUGAAACAGCAGCGCCCCAGCCGCGGGCGACGGGACAUCCCCGCCCGGGCAGCGCGCCGGCACCUUGGCUCUAGACUGCUUACUGCCCGGGCCGCCCUCAGUAACAGUCUCCAGUCACGGCCACCGACGCCUGGCCCCGCCCCAGGACCGCCGACCCCGGGCCCCUCCGCGCCUCCCUACGCCGCUCAGCCGCUGUCCGCGGUGCUGAUGCGGCGCAGGAGCCUCCCUCGAGCCCUCCCGUCCAAGGUCCCGUGGGCUGCUGUGGGCGCUGGUCCCGCACACGCUCGCACACGCUCGCACAGCCCCCGCCGCCCCCGCCGCCCGCGGAGCUGACGUCAGCCUGGCAGUCCCGCCCCCGCGUCUCCAGGGCAACCGUGGCUUUCGAUUGUUACUGUGGGAACCGGAGGUAACAGUCUACAGCCAUGGUCGCCCCGCAGCACGCCCACGCUCCCCACCACGCCGAGUUCUGCCAGCUCGGGUUUGGGCAGAUGCAGAGCAAGAGGAGGCGGGGCGGCGACGCAACAUCCGAUGUGUCUGCGGGGGUGGCAGGAGGUGUGCUUAGACAGGCGGCCUGCAAGGCUGCUGCGCAUCCACCCAGGCACAGAAGCGAGCAAGGUCCGCGGAGUGUCUGACUGUCCUUCUCAGUGACUGUCCGGUCUUUCCAGUCGCGGUAUCUGCUACCUAAUGAAGGCGAGAAAAUGGGUUGCUCUGAGAUAAGAUUUCUUAUCUCCUAGGGGGUGGAGGACAGAAGAGACCAGGAGUCCUUCAAGAAGGAAGGAGGAAACACAUUUGCCUGCAAAAGACUAAAGGGAGCGGAGAGGGAAGUUUAUCACACCUUUCUUCCAGAAACUCCCAUGUGAACAGGCAGGGGCAGAGGGCACAGAAUCCAUUUCCUGAUAGAGCUACAACCUCCCUAUGACUCUGUCCCCCAGCUUUCUCCUGAGCCACGGAAGAUGAUUAAAGGGUCCUUUCCGGGCAGUGAGUGGUUGGCGCACGCCUUGAAUCUCAGCAGGCUGAUCUCUGUGAGUUGGAGGCCACCCUGGUCUACAGAGCAAGUUCCAGGCCAGCAAGUUCACCUGGUCCCUUGUCGGAACAUAUUAGCCUUCAGUUGGUCUCUUAAGUGUUGUAUCCAACUCGAGUUUCUCCUACGUGUCCUAGAAAGGAGUACCACAGAGGCUGAAGGUCGUACUCUGUGGCCAGGGCUGUUGAGGGACUCUGCUAGGGUACUGUCUUUCCUCAGAGCUUUAGAAAUCCCGGGUGUAACCGAGGCAGGAAACAAAUGGGAGGGAUAUUCUGAAGACAGACAAAUCUUUUGCAGAUUGAACCCAUCAGAAGAACAUGGUCAGAAGGUUGACUGUACAAUACUGUGAUUUUUUGGUAUCCUAGAAAGCAGUGCAAACCAUGCCCUCCUCCCCAACUUAUUUUACAGAUUGGAAAGCUGAGGUCAACGUUGGGUAUUUAGCCUAUAGUGAGUGGUAGUUUCUGCUUGCUUUCUACGGGGCAGCAGAGAAGCCACCAAAGCCAGGAGCAGUGGUAUUUACUCGCAGUUCCAGAUACUCAGGAGGUUGAGGCAAGAGAGCCCUUGAUCCGAGAAGCUCCAGGCUAGCUUAGGCAAUAAGUAUAGUGAGAUCCUCUGUGUCUCAACAAUGAGGAGGCAGGCAAGUGAUGGUAACGGGCAAGAAUGUGAACUUUUGGGUCUGAAUCAUCCAAUCUUGAGUAAGUACUUAAACAUUCUGAGCCUGUUUCCUCAAUUGUAAAUUCGGUUAUUAGGUUUAUAACAGUACUUACUUGAUGGCAUUACAAAAUGAAAUUAGGCAAUGGGGGGGUGAACUGGCCAUAGAGCUCUGUGGUGCAGUCUGUAUUUAGCAUGCCCAAGGUCCUGUGAUCUGUGGCACCAAAAAUAAAUGAGUUUAUAAGCCAUGUUAAUUCAUGCUUUUGAAUCCCAGCACUUGACAGAAAUAAGUGGAUUUCUGAGUUCGAGGCUAGCCAGGACUACAGUGAGACCCUGUCUCAAAAAUAAAUUAGAUGAUGAGUUGCUACUUGUUCCAUUAUCUGGUAUAGUUAUUUCUCAGUAAAUAUUAUUUCUAGCCUCUGGCUCUUAUUUGCCUGGGCUAUAAAUUGAAAGGGUUUUUUUUUUUUGUUUUGUUUGCUUUUGUUGGCAGUGUUUCUAGCUGGGCAGUGGUGGUGCAAUCCUUUAAUCCCAGCACUCCGGAGGCAGAAACAGGCGGAUCUCUGCGAAUUUGAGGCCAACUUGGUCCACAGAGCAAAUUCCAGGACAGGCUCCAAAGCUAGAGAGAAACCUUGUUUCAAAAAUCAAAAUAAAAAAAGCUCAACAGUGUUUAUAUAACACUCCUGGAACUCUCUCUGUAGACCAGGCUGGCCUUGAACUCACAGAGAUCCACCUGCCUUUGCCUCCUGAGUGCUGGGAUCAAAGGCUUGUGCCACCACACCCACUCCACUAAUUUGAAAAUCUUAGAACAAUGAUUCCUCGGGGGCCUGCUGUAUUUCCUCCCCAGAGGGUUCUGAGUCACAUCAGAGGCUCUUUCCUAAUAACACAUAUUUACCAGGGGCUUAAAAUUCUACCCAGGGCUGUAGUUUUCAAGUACCUACCUCAGGAAUGACCAGGGGUAGUUUAUCACAUAGAUCUGUAGUUUGCUCUAGGAAUUGCAAGUUUAACAAAUGUUCCUCGUGUAAGUGGUCCACAGGAUGUGCAUGUGGACAGCUUGGGGUUCAGUCUGCAUGGUGAGAGGUGACACCCUACUUGUUGGCAGUCACAGCCAUUCCGAUUACUCCAAGCAUGAGCACUUCUGUUUCACCUAAUAUGGCUCUGCCUGAGCCCCCUCCUUCCUUUUUCCUGGUAGAGCCAGAGCCUAAGGACCACUUAUGUGGAUCUUUAUUUAGAGGACUCCCAAGGAAUGCAAGUCAUCCUUUCCCCAGCUUGGAACCCACCUAAAGGGGGCAGCCUAUGACUGCCAGAGAAUCUGAGUACUUAUUGAUUUGCAGAUCCAUCUAUUUGCAGAAAAGCAAAGACUACUAAUGGGCCAGAGCCAAUAGGUUUAUAUGUGUAAUCCCAUCUGUGUCGAUCUCCUUUUGUCAAGGAAGCAACCCCUGGAAGACUAGAACAAGGCAGAGACACCAACUACCCACCCAGCUUUGUUGCAAAUGGUUCUAAACCAGUAAACUGGCCUUUGGGUAUAA